UAAGUAAACAACACGCGUAGCUAAUUUUAUGAAACGCCAAUUUGGAAACGCAUGGGCCUAUACUAGGCUAUUAGGCUUUUACAAUUUCGCGUUGCAAACUCGUGGUUAAUUAGUAUAAUUCUCUUUGAACAACCACAAUGUCAAUAGAGCGGGAACCUUUCACUUACAAGAAAUACCCGAAUGGCGUGUAUUUAGUUCGCGAGACGUUCUACCGAGCAUGGAGUUUAGCGAAUAUCUUCGUCGUAAAAGGCGCUACAAAAGAUCUUAUCAUAGAUACUGGAAUCGGAUUGUGGGAUUUGCCAGGGUUUCUAAAGAACCAUGAUUUAAUAUCCAAGAAGAAGCCUUAUGAAGCGGUGGCCACGCACAUCCAUUUUGAUCACAGCGGCGGGCUUCAUCAGUUCGAGAACUUCGCGAUUCAUCGCUUGGAAGCGAAUGCUAUAAGCACUGGAGACGCUUUUGAGCUAGCCUGGCAUAUGACCCAGGCGGAAAUCUUGCAGCCCCCAACACCAAACUGGCAAGCACAGGAUUACAAAACGCCGAAUGCUACCCCAACACGGGUACUCGAUGAUGGUGAUGUGUUUGAUUUAGGAAACCGGAAAAUUCGAGUGUUACAUCUUCCUGGUCACACCAAGGGGAGUAUCGCACUUUACGAGGAGGAUACGAAAUCAUUAUGGACCGGAGAUAUCAUAUAUCAAGGACCUAUUAUAGAUUGCGCUCCUACCAGUUAUAUACCAGAUUACAUCAAAGCCUGCGAACAACUGAAGCAGCUCGCACCGUACGUUGAUAUCGUCUUUCCAGGACAUGGCGACAUUUUCGAUGGAAAGACAUUGGACCAGUUAUUAACUGAUUAUUUGGCGAGUAAGCAGGCUUGUUGUAGUGGAGUGAAGGAUUCGAUGUUGAGGACGGCAUUUGGGGUGAUGGUAAAGGGUAGGAAUAAACUAAGUGUGGGUGCGAGGUGUUGUUAUGUAGGGUGCUGCUGCUAUCAAUGUAUACAGUGUACACAGACGCAGAAUGCGGUUUCUGGAAUGCCAGAACAAUCAUAUGAGAGCGAGCAUUAGAUAGUGUGGGCUAAUAAUUAACUCGAAACCCCAGUACCUCGAGUUCCGAUAACUUGAAACCUCGAUAACUCGAAUUGCUAAGAUAGGCUGCGUAGGAGACCAACUUUUACCGGCUUGAAAUAAUCUCAGGGUCUGAAAGGGUAUUCGCGGGACACGUGAUUUGGCCUUUAUUCGGUGCGGGAUUCAAAAGGCGUGGGAUUCGGGAUUUUAGGGAAAAAAGGUACGGGAACGCGUGUUCUGUACUUAGUUGCUCUGAACUUGACCUCUGUCACACAUGCGCUUGAGCUUCAGGGGUAGAGAACUCCUGUUCCAAUAUGUGUAUUCAGUAUUUCUUGUAAAAACGAGAGGCUGGUUCUCACUAGGAUGCAAGCGUAAGCGCAAACGGUAGCGCAACACAAGUGAGAAUCGGUCAAACUUAAGCAUAAGCGCAAGAAAAUCAAGCAAUGCGCUUGCUCUUGCGCUUACGUUCCAGUGUGAAUCGUAAAAAAAAGGUGAGUUGCGCUUACGUCCAAGUGAAAACCAACCUUAAACCUCAUGUGCUGUGCAAAAUUUAUUAAAAUUGUUAAUUUUGUCACUUUGCCGCAUUUAUUAAUCAUGAUUCUUUGUUAUGCAAAUAAAUGUUUAUUUGGGUAAACUUAAUUCCGAUAAGUAGUUCGAUUUCGCUUACAUGGAAAGACUAUGUUUUCCUUCAACCUUUAUCUUUUCUAGAACUCCUCGAAGUAAAGUUUAUUUUGUGAUUUGAACUCCUCGAAGUAAAGUUUAUUUUGUGAUUUGAACUAUCGAACUGUAUCGGGGUCAAACUAUGGGGCGACGGAAAAAGAAAAAGAAACAAAUAUUGUUCCCUUAUUUCCGCCGCCGUAUUUCAAGAAAAGUAUAUUAAUUUUAUUACUGUAAUAAUGCUCAGAGAAAAACUGAGCAGCCAUCUGUGCAAAGCAAUUAUCCAAAGACAUUAAAGUGCCCGAAAAGGCAAUAAGGGAUCAUGAA
This is a messenger RNA of Nematostella vectensis (starlet sea anemone), 2042 nucleotides long. RefSeq names its product acyl-coenzyme A thioesterase MBLAC2. The record is from RefSeq and is a predicted model, not a curated record. NCBI's taxonomy places the organism in Eukaryota, Metazoa, Cnidaria, Anthozoa, Actiniaria, Edwardsiidae. Bases 138 to 1058 code for a protein of 306 amino acids. The transcript has a single exon.